UUGGCUUGGCAGUCUCAGCCAAAAAUGCUGUAUCUCUGCAAGCCAAUCUCAAGACAAUGCUAGAAUCUCUUCGGGGGCGAACGGAUAUCCCGCUUGGUCAGCUCUCUUAUACAACCACCGCACGCCGGAAUCACCACCAGCAUCGGGUGAUGCUGACGGGCUCGACACUAGACGAGAUCUGUAGUCAAAUAGAGGUAGCUAUUCGGGACCAGACUGGGGUGAACAAGACCAUAUCUUCGAAUUUGGUGUUCACCUUCACGGGCCAGGGUGCACAGUAUCCCGGUAUGGGCAAGUCAUUUGUGGAGAAUUUCUCCCAGUUCCGUUAUAAUAUCUAUCGCCUUGACAGGAUGUCACAGAGCUUGGGUUUCCCAUCCUUUCUCCCAGUGAUACAAGGAGAUGCUUCUCGGCAACAGAUCACAGACUUCUCCCCUGUGAUGGUUCAGCUGGCCAGUGUCUGUAUGCAGAUGGCGUUAUCCAGGCUCUGGGCUUCUUGGGGCAUCAUGCCUGCAGCGGUCAUUGGGCAUAGCCUGGGUGAAUUUGCAGCACUGAAUGUUGCGGGGGUCCUCAGUGAUGCUGACACAAUAUUCCUUGUUGGUAAAAGAGCGGAGCUUCUUGUCCAGAUGUGCACUCAAGGCACACAUUCUAUGCUAGUCGUCAACGCCUCGACAGACCAAAUUGCUAGCAUUCUCAAAGAUACGCCGUAUGAGACUGCAUGUAUCAAUAGCCCAACAGAAACCGUGCUUGCUGGCUCAAUUGAGAAUGUCAUUGCCUUAGAGCAGAGCUUGAAACAGGCAGGUCUGAAGACACUUUGUUUGAAAGUUCCCUACGCCUUUCAUUCGUCCCAGGUUGAGCCUAUUCUGCCUGAUUUUGAGAAGGUUGCCAGAGGGGUCACAUACCAUAGCCCGAGUAUCCCCGUCAUCUCUCCGCUUGACGGAGACCUGAUAACAGCAGCUGGCGUUGUUGGGCCAGUCUAUCUUUCCCGGCAUUGUCGAGAUCCCGUCAAUAUGAUUACGGCUCUAGAGACAGCCUAUAAUAGCCAGGUCAUCACAGACAGAACCAUCUUUCUUGAGAUCGGUCCACAUCCAGCUGUUUCUGGGAUGCUGAAGGCUACGCUUGGAACACAGACAACGGCUUUGUCGACGGCUCAAAGAAACCGGCCAAUAUGGCACACUCUUACAGCGGCUCUGAAAGCUAUCCAUAACUCCGGCAAAAGCAUAUGCUGGCUAGCAUACCAUCAGGAUUUCAAAGCAUCUCAUAGAGUGGUUCAACUCCCCAGCUACUGUUGGGAUUUGAAAGACUAUUGGAUUCAAUAUGUCAAUGACUGGUCACUGCGUAAAGGCGACCGGCCUCUGGUGAUCAAUAAUCUCAGCACCCUCGAGAGCACCACUAUUCACAGGGUGGUCGAGGAGACUUCUGAUUCAAACACGGUGUCUCUCAUCGUUGAGGCAGACAUUUCCCGACCAGACCUCAACCCUCUCGUGCAAGGCCAUGUCAUUGGCGAUAUACCUCUUUGCACUCCAUCGAUAUAUGCAGAUAUUGCUCUGUCGAUGGGUAAAUACUUGCUAGAGAGAUACCAGCCCCUUCUCGAAGACAGACUAGUAGAUGUUUCCGAAAUGGUCAUCUCAAAGGCAUUGAUCGCAAAGCCUCAGGGACCUCAACCACUCCAGGCUCAUGUGGAAGCUGACUGGGCAUCAAAACAAUCCACCGUCAAAUUUGUCACAUUUGAUAGCAAGGGAAAUGAACUACAACAUGCCCAAUGUGUGAUCCGAUUCAAAGAUCGGAGGCUUUUAGAGAAGCUGGAAACAGAAGCCGUGGAUGUAAAGCGGCACAUGAAGGUAUUGCGACAGGGCAUUGCAGCUGAAACGGCAGCACGUUUCAAUCGCCAUAUGGUUUAUAGGAUGAUUCGCCCAUUGGCAAAUUUUCAUGCUGACUACAGAGCAAUUGAUGAAAUUGUUUUGAAUAGCCGAACCCUCGAGGCCUCUAGUCGGGUGAGUUUUGGGAGCAUCAACACAGAAGGUGUAUUCCAUACACAUCCGGCUAUAAUAGAUGCGUUCACCCAGUCCUGCGGUUUUGCGAUGAAUUGUAACGAGAAGUGCGAUCUCGAUCUCGAAGUAUUCAUCAACCAUGGCUGGGGUUCGUGCCAGAUAUUUGAAGAUAUUUCCUUGGAUAGAGAAUACACGACGUAUACGCAGAUGAUCCCCGGCAAGGAUAACCUUUGGCAUGGAGACAUAAUUGUCUUUGAUGGUGACAAGGUCGUUGCCUGCUUUCAGCAACUUGCAAUUCAAGGGGUUCCACGUCGAGUACUCGACGUCAUCCUGUCUGUUGAAAGUGGUCAGCAUCAAAAGAGGCCGCAUACUACUCCUUCAACCAUUGCAGUCUCUAAACAAUCCAAACCUACCACCGUCGCCAUACCCGCACUCGUUGAGCCCGCAAGACCUUCUAGAUUCCAGCAAGCUAUCCAAAUUAUAUCCGAAGAAAGCGGUAUUGCUGUCUCCGACCUCACAGGCACUGCCUCAUUUGUCGACAUAGGCAUUGAUUCUUUACUAUCCUUGGCAAUAACUGCAAGAUUCCGUGAGGAGCUGAACCUAGACCUGGAUUUAGAGUCCAUUUUCAUGGAUUACCCCACAAUCAAUGAGCUUAGAGAGGCCUUGAGAUCCCUUGAAGAAGAGAAUCAUGCUUUUGAGGAAGCGAACUAUUCACAAGCGCCAAUUAUUCACAGCGAGCCUGAAUUUAAAUCCAGUGAGGGUGACUUCCUUACAGCUCUUCAGAUCAUAUCCGAAGAAGCCGGAAUAGCCGUUGCAGAUCUCACCAAUGACGCCGUCUUUGCCGAUAUGGGCAUUGAUUCGCUACUCUCCCUCGUCAUAGUCAGCAGGUUUCGGGAAGAGUUGGGCCUGGAAAGUUUCGAUCUAGAUUCUGUCUUUGUCGAUAACCCAACCGUUGCCGACUUGAAGUCGUUCCUCACAGACGGCUCAAGCUCAAGUCCAAUUGCGGCAGAAACGCCAAGUAGGAGCCCAAGCCCGGUCGGACGAGUUUCGCUUUUUGAUAAGAGAGAAGAUGUUACUCCCAUCUCAUCGCAGGGCAGUGACACCACAGGUCAGGUUCAACCUGUCCGCCAGGCUACCUCGGUUGUUCUCCAGGGCUCUCCGAAGUCCUGUGGCAGAACUUUAUUUCUGCUCCCAGAUGGGUCAGGCUCUGCCACAUCCUACGCUUCCAUUCCUCGAAUUGAUAAAGACACUUGUGUCAUUGCGCUUAACUCCCCAUAUAUCAAGGAUCCCUCGAAACUCUCGCACUGCUCGCUUGGCGAUCUUGUCGAGGGAUAUCUGAUUGAACUGCGUCGACGCCAGUCAACUGGCCCAUACCAUCUCGGUGGAUGGUCGGCGGGGGGAAUACUCGCCUACCGACUUGCGCAGAUACUCAGUGAUGAAGGAGAAGAGAUUCGUAGUCUUAUCCUCAUCGACUCACCUCCACCCCGGGGCCUGGACCGAUUGCCACAGCACUUCUACGAAAUGUGCGAUUCGCUCAACAUCUUCGGCAAAUUAGGUAAGAACACUGCUGUGGAGAAUGACAAGAGAUAUAUUGCAAAGAAGCCCGAAUGGCUGAUUCCACACUUCAAUGGGGUCAUCGAUGUCCUGCAUGAUUACUGGGCCGAGCCCCUUAUGGAUUAUCAAUGUCCCAAAGUCUCCCUUAUCUGGGCCUGUGAUAGUAUUAUGGACGAUAUAAAUUUGCCACCUUUGACGCCUCACAAGGAUGAUACGGUGGGAAUGAAAUUCUUAACAGAGAAAAGAACUGACUUUUCUGGCAAUGGCUGGGAAGAUCUCUUCCCAGGGAGUAAGCUUGCCAUUGAAAAGGCCCACGGCGCAAAUCACUUCUCUAUGAUGCAAGAGCCGUUUGUUAUUGAAUUGGCGGCAUUCAUACGCAAGGCGAUGUCCUAG
Molecule: messenger RNA, 3932 nt
Organism: Aspergillus bombycis
Lineage: Eukaryota; Fungi; Ascomycota; Eurotiomycetes; Eurotiales; Aspergillaceae
Exons: 5
Biological process (GO): secondary metabolite biosynthetic process; fatty acid biosynthetic process
Molecular function (GO): phosphopantetheine binding; fatty acid synthase activity
Source: RefSeq, a predicted model, not a curated record